This is a messenger RNA of Triticum turgidum subsp. durum (durum wheat), 678 nucleotides long. The record is from the annotation of a GenBank genome assembly. Lineage: Eukaryota; Viridiplantae; Streptophyta; Magnoliopsida; Poales; Poaceae.
AUGAUGAACCCGGAGAUGAUGCGGCUGGCGGAGGAGCAGAUGCGGCGCAUGUCCCCGGACGACCUGGCCAGGAUGCAGCGGCAGCUCGCGUCCAACCCCGACCUGGUGAAGCUAGCAUCCGAGAGCAUGAUAAACAUGACGCCUCACGACUUCAAAAUAGCAUUCCAGCAGCUGAACCAAACCAGCCCAGAGGAGAUGCUUUCCAUGGCCGAAAAGCUCGCCACCGCUAAGCCCGAGGAGUUCGCCGCCAUGAAGGCUCAAGCUGACGCUCAGAUCUCACACGCCAUAUCCGGUGCCAAAGCCCUGAAGCAGCAGGGGAACGAGCUUCACAGCCGUGGGCGGUACGCCGAGGCUGCUGCCAAGUACGACCUCGCCAAGGAUAGCUUGAAGAACGUGCCGUCGGCAGCCGCGCUCACAUUGAGAGUGCAGUGCAGCCUUAAUCUGAUGUCAUGUUACCUGAAAUCGGGCAAGUUUCAGGAGUGCCUAAACGAAGGGUCAGAGGUUCUUCUAGGUUGUGAUGAUUCGAGCAAUGUCGUCGUCAAGGCGUGCUACCGGAGGGGUCAGGCGUACAGAGGACUGGGGAACCUUCAGGCUGCCGUCGCUGACUUGAGUAAAGCCCAUGAAAUCUCUCCCGAGGAUGAAACCAUUGCUGAGGUACUGAGAGAAACACAGGGAUAA